AGAUGUCGGCGGCGUUGCCCGGGGAGGACGCCUUUCGCAAGCUCUUCCGCUUCUACCGGCGGGGCGGCCCGGGGGGCUCCCACCUCGGCGCCGUCAUCGACUUCUCCGCCGCUCCGCCGGGACGCAAGGUAUUCAAGUCUCGGCUAAGCGAAUCCUCGGUCAGCGAGCAAGAUGCCCAUCGAGCAGGCCUGCAGCCAGUCAGUCAGUGGCAAGCCUAUGGCCUGGAAGGCUACCCGGGGUUCAUCUUUAUCCCCAACCCCUUCCUCCCCGGUUACCAGCGGCAUUGGGUGAAGCAGUGCCUGAAGCUGUAUUCUCAGAAGCCUAACGUGUGUAACCUGGACCGGCACCUGUCUGCCCAAGAGACCGGUAAUGUGUGGGCACAGAGCCAAGAGCACUUGAGGACUAAAGAUGUGAACAAACGGGAACCCCGGAGUUUACUGGAGAAACUGCGCUGGGUCACCCUGGGUUACCACUACAACUGGGACAGUAAGGAAUACUCCGCAGAUCACUACAGCCCCUUCCCUUCAGACCUGGCAUUCCUCUCAGAGCAAGUGGCUGCUGCGUGUGGUUUUCGGGACUUCCGAGCCGAAGCGGGAAUCCUGAAUUACUAUCGCUUAGACUCCACUCUGGGGAUCCACGUGGACAGAUCUGAGCUCGAUCACUCCAGACCUCUCCUGUCGUUCAGCUUCGGGCAAUCGGCCAUCUUCCUACUGGGUGGCCUGAAAAGGGACGAAGCCCCCACCGCCAUGUUCGUGCACAGUGGGGAUAUCAUGGUCAUGUCAGGUUUCAGCCGCCUCUUGAACCACGCCGUGCCCCGGGUCCUUCCCAACCUCGAGGGCACCAUCUUGCCCCGCUGCCUGGACACUCCGCUCCCAGAAGCCCUCCCGGCGGGGUCAGUGGCGGAGUCCUGCUCAGAGGACGACUGGCAGGUCUGCGCCAGCUAUCUACGGACGGCCCGCGUCAACGUGACCGUCCGGCAGGUGCUGGCUGCCGGCCGGGGCUUCCCGGCGAGAUCUCGGCUGGACGAGGGGACGGACCACCCCGGGGAGGCCUCUUGCCGCCUGGACGAUGAAAGCGGCCAGGUCAAACGACCCAAGCGGGCCAUCGACGGCUGAGGUCCACCAACCGCCCCGGCCGUCUCCGGGGGCGGGUCCGCCCGGCUGUGACCGUGCCCACCCGGGAGGAGCCCGGCGGCCUUUCACCUGGCAGAGGCCGGCGGCAGGAAGAGAAGAAGGAAGGGAGAGAGCCACCACCGAUGGAGGGCGAGACGCGAGACCCCGCCUGGCCGCAGGGGCGUCGGAUCGGUCUCGUCACCAGCGCGGGUCAGCGGGCGGGAGGUCCGGCCUGCCUCCUCUCCGGCUCGCCUCGGUUCUGCUCGCCGGCACCUGAGAUGGGAUGCAGGUAAAGGCAUUUUUUUUUACAAGGCUAUUUCGAGCCCCUCGUGGUCUGCACUCUGCCUGUCCCUCCGUGAACGACAAUGGUGAUUGUAAUAAUACUGACGGUAGUAAUAGUGGUAUUUGUUUAGAGCUCUCCGUGGUGCCAAGCCCCGGGAUAGGUCUUCGGGAGCGGACACACUCCCUAUCCCACGUGGGGCUCACAGCCUGUUGUGGUACACACGAGCUCGUGGGUCUGUGCAAUUUUAAAUACCUCAGGUUUUGAUGCCAAUCCGUCGGAAGCAGAUUCCCCUUCUCCCCUUCUGCCCGCCGCCCUUUUAUCUGGGGAUAAAAUAAUCUCCUCUUGUCCCCGUGUGCACUCUGUGACCAUCGCUCAACCCCCUCUGGAGGCCUGUCCCGGUCCAUCAAGAAAGAGGAGCACAUACCCCGAGAUGGGGAAACUAUAAACCCCGUCCUCCAAAACCUAAUUUAAUAAGUGGCUGUCUUCCCCCUCUCCCCCUCCUCCUCGCUCUCUCCCCCGAAGGUGAAUAUUUUUAAACCGAGUCAAGAAAUCGACAGCUCUUUUUCCACAUCCCUCUAAGACUCCCUCCCCUCCCCUUGGCUUUUUAAUGCAAUUUUAAUCGUCGGCCCGAAACGCCAAGUCCCAGGGGUAUUCUGUCACUGUUUUCCUCGUGAAUAAACUCACUCUGUUUUAAAUUAAAGAUCAGUAUCUGUCUUGGA
Molecule: messenger RNA, 2114 nt
Organism: Ornithorhynchus anatinus (platypus)
Lineage: Eukaryota; Metazoa; Chordata; Mammalia; Monotremata; Ornithorhynchidae
Gene: ALKBH1
Product: alkB homolog 1, histone H2A dioxygenase
Exons: 6
Coding region: 3-1115 (370 amino acids)
Biological process (GO): oxidative RNA demethylation
Cellular component (GO): cytoplasm; nucleus
Molecular function (GO): oxidative RNA demethylase activity; ferrous iron binding; broad specificity oxidative DNA demethylase activity
Source: RefSeq, a predicted model, not a curated record